Molecule: messenger RNA, 2138 nt
Organism: Balaenoptera ricei (Rice's whale)
Lineage: Eukaryota; Metazoa; Chordata; Mammalia; Artiodactyla; Balaenopteridae
Gene: ZC3H10
Product: zinc finger CCCH-type containing 10
Exons: 3
Coding region: 203-1501 (432 amino acids)
Molecular function (GO): metal ion binding
Source: RefSeq, a predicted model, not a curated record
GCGGAAGGGCGAUAGGAUAGGCGGCUCUUUGUCGAAGCUAGAGGACCGGCAGGCGGCAGCAGCAACUACGGCGGCGGCAGCAGAACCCAGCAGUGAUGUGGAGGUGGAGACCCACAGGAGCCCCGGACUUCACCUGAGCUACCUCAGCAGUCACCAAGGGUGGCAAGAAAAGGAAGAAAGCCCUGAGUUGGGGGGGACCAGGAUGCCUGACCGGGACAGCUAUGCCAACGGCACUGGGAGCAGCGGUGGAGGCCCUGGAGGCGGUGGCAGCGAGGAGGCCAGUGGGACAGGGGCAGGCAGUGGCGGGGCCAGCUCAGAUGCUAUCUGUAGAGACUUCCUGAGGAAUGUGUGCAAGCGAGGCAAGCGUUGCCGCUAUCGCCAUCCGGACAUGAGUGAGGUGUCCAACUUGGGGGUGAGCAAAAAUGAGUUCAUCUUCUGCCAUGACUUCCAGAACAAGGAGUGUAGCCGCCCAAACUGCCGAUUCAUCCAUGGCUCCAAGGAGGAUGAGGAUGGCUAUAAAAAGACAGGAGAGCUUCCCCCUCGGCUGAGGCAGAAAGUGGCAGCCGGCCUGGGCCUUUCACCAGCUGACCUACCAAAUGGGAAGGAGGAGGUCCCUAUCUGCCGUGACUUUCUCAAGGGUGAUUGCCAGAGAGGCGCCAAGUGCAAGUUCCGUCACCUGCAGCGGGAUUUUGAGUUUGAUGCCCGGGGUGGAGGAGGUGCUGGUGGUGGGGGCUCAACAGGCCCAGUUCCCCCAGGACGACGUCAUGACCUCUAUGAUAUCUACGACCUCCCUGACAGGGGCUUUGAGGACCAUGAGCCAGGCCCCAAGCGCCGGCGAGGUGGAUGCUGCCCCCCAGAUGGCCCCCAUUUUGAAUCAUAUGAAUACAGCCUGGCUCCACCCCGAGGGGUGGAGUGCAGGCUGCUAGAGGAAGAGAAUGCCAUGCUCAGGAAGCGGGUAGAGGAGCUAAAGAAGCAGGUCAGCAACCUUCUGGCCACCAACGAGGUACUGCUGGAACAAAAUGCCCAGUUCCGCAAUCAGGCCAAGGUCAUGACCCUGAGCUCCACUGCACCAGCAACUGAGCAGACUCUGGCCCCCACCGUGGGCACUGUCACCACUUUUAACCAUGGCAUCGCCCAGACUCACACUACUCUCAGCAGCCAGGCUCUACAGCCUCGCCCCGUGUCCCAGCAAGAACUGGUGGCCCCUGCGGGAGCUCCAGCUGCUCCCCCAGCUAACGCUGCACCGCCUGCCGCUCCACCACCCCCACCCCCACACUUGAACCCAGAGAUCACGCCACUGUCGGCUGCUCUGGCUCAAACAAUUGCCCAGGGAAUGGCACCCCCACCUGUUUCCAUGGCUCCUGUGGCUGUAUCUGUGGCUCCUGUGGCUGUAUCGAUGGCCCAGCCCUUGGCAGGAAUCACAAUGAGCCACACCACCACUCCCAUGGUGACUUACCCCAUCGCCUCCCAGAGCAUGCGUAUCACAGCCAUGCCACACUGAUGGGGCUAAUGGACACUCCCCUGGUAUAGCCUCCCAGGGCUGGGGUCGAGGGGCCCUUACCUACCCACUCGCCUAGCCCUCCCAGGCCCUGUCCGAAGGGCUCACUCAUGAACUAGGACAAGAGAGACUACAAGGAGUUUGCUUCUGAGCAGGGGUUGGGUUGGUGUGUUUUCUCUCACCUCCCUUUUAUGAGGGUCCUCUUGUCCAUCUUCCUUCCAGCCUCACAGAGGGGGCUUGCAUAGGAGUGCAGACUGAAGCCAGCAGAGGAAGGACUGACUGAGGGGCUAUGUGUUCUCUGAUGGGAAUUUGGGGGACAUCGUUGGUCUUGUCCUCUCUUCUGCAUGGCACAGGUUCCAGCACUGGCUUUGGAAGAAAAAAAUACCCUGCCCAGAGGGGAAGCCAGGAAAGAUUGGGAAGUGGGUGGCCAGGAGAGAAGGCCUGAUAGAAGCCAUCAGACAAUUUGGGGCCUAGCUGAGUUGGACAAUACAGGAACUGCUCCUGGGCCCAUGGGAAGGCGGGGACCAUAGUACUCCAGCCCAAAGACUAGGGGAGCAUUCAUUACCUUGGCUUGGCCUGGACAUCCAUAGGGCAGGGCCCACCAUGUUCCAAAGAAAUAAAAAAAUAUAUUUUUAACAAA